Pieris macdunnoughi is the source of this 417-nucleotide messenger RNA. The record is from the annotation of a GenBank genome assembly. NCBI's taxonomy places the organism in Eukaryota, Metazoa, Arthropoda, Insecta, Lepidoptera, Pieridae.
AUGUCUUUGAAGACAUUUAUUUUAAUUUCCUAUUUAGCUGUGACUACUGCAUUGCUUGAUUAUAGAAGAUGUUUACUACAUCGUGGAAAGUGUGUAUCAUAUUGUCCGCGGAAAAUGCACGCGUAUCACACGCGAUGUGAUGGUGAAACUAUGACACAAAAAACUUGCGACUCACCAGAAGCCUCUCUCUUGGGCUACACAUGCGGCUGGUCCCGUUGUGAUUGCAAUGGAAACUUGGUUUAUGAUGAGAAGUCAGGAUUUUGCGUCACCGUAGAGUUCUGUGAACAGAACAGGUUCCCUGAUGAAGUGAGGCGAAAGCAUGGAGAUACAGAUAUGGAGACCCAAAGGCGGACAAAAAUACGACCAUCUAAGAGGAUUAAGAUCCCCGAUGACGAUCCUUUAGUACAUUUAACGUAA